Haemorhous mexicanus (house finch) is the source of this 2332-nucleotide messenger RNA. RefSeq names its product H2.0 like homeobox (gene HLX). The record is from RefSeq and is a predicted model, not a curated record. Gene Ontology annotation, biological process: regulation of DNA-templated transcription. Lineage: Eukaryota; Metazoa; Chordata; Aves; Passeriformes; Fringillidae. The transcript has 4 exons. The coding region runs from base 436 to 1719 and encodes 427 amino acids. Gene Ontology annotation, molecular function: sequence-specific DNA binding; DNA-binding transcription factor activity, RNA polymerase II-specific.
CAGCCCUGCGUGGGCGUGUCGGCGGGCGGUGCUGCCCAGCCCCGCGGAUCGCGGAUUGGGCUUGGGGAGGGAGCGAGGGCUGCUCGCUGCCAGAGAAAGUUUUGGGGAGGGGUGGAUGUUUUUUUCUUCCCCCAGCGCGAGCAAAGGGGGUUUGGUUUGGGUUUGUUUUGUUUGCGCCGCUCCGCUCCUCGCCCGCUCGCUUUCUUCGUCGGGCUGUGGGUUCUGGGGACUUCUUUUUAAAUUUCGGGCUUAAUUUUUUCUUUUUCUUUUCGUCAUUUCUUGGUGGUUGGCUCUCCCUCCUUGCCCCUCCGAGAAGAGCUCCACCAGCCGCCUCUAGCCCCGCCAUCCCUCCCCAUGAGCCCGGGGCCGCGGGCAGCUCCGCGGCGCGCACCCGGGAGCUGAGCUGGGAAGCGGCGCGUCCCCUCCUCGGGCAGGAUGUACACGGCCGGGCUGGCUCCUUUCUACGCCUCCAACUUCAGCUUGUGGUCAGCGGCGUAUUGCUCUGCAUCGGGGCCGGCGGCCGGCGGCUGCUUCCCUCUGGACGCCGCGGCGGCGAAGAAGCCGUCCUUCUGCAUCGCCGACAUCCUCCACGCCGGCGGCGAGGCGGCGGCCGGAGCCGCCGACAGCCUGCCCGGAGGGCCCGGCACCGGGAUGCCGGCCGCGCUGGGAGCCAUGCACCACGGUAGUCCCUUCCACGCCUCGGCCUCGCCGCUGCGGCCCACGCCCGUCGUGGCCCCCGACGCCCCAGCCGCCGCUGCCGCGUUCCCGCCUCGCCUCUCUCCGCUCUCCACCGCCUACCACUCCCACCACCACCGCCCCCCGCAGCACCGGUCCCCCGCGGCGGCUGCGGCGGCGGCGGGCGGCGGAGGCGCCCCGGCCCCCGCCCGGCUGCCCGGCGGCCACACGCACAGCUCGGCGCCUGCGCCCGCCAGCAAGGACCUGAAAUUCGGCAUCGACCGCAUUUUAUCGGCGGAGUUUGACCCCAAAGUCAAGGAAGGCAACACGCUGAGAGAUCUGACCUCCUUAUUAACUACGAGCCGCCAAAAUGGGGUUCAUCUCCCCAACUUGCAGCCUUCCGUCGGCCAGUUCUUCGCGUCUCUAGACCCUAUUAAUGAGGCCUCUGCUAUCCUGGGUCCCUUAAACACAAACCCAAGGAGCUCAGUGCAGCACCAGUUUCAAGACUCUUUCCCAGGUCCGUAUGCAGUUCUAACCAAGGACACACUGCCCCAGACGUACAAGAGGAAACGCUCCUGGUCCAGGGCUGUUUUUUCCAAUCUGCAGAGGAAAGGUUUAGAAAAACGGUUCGAAAUCCAGAAGUAUGUCACCAAACCGGACAGGAAGCAACUGGCGGCGAUGCUGGGGCUGACAGAUGCUCAAGUGAAGGUGUGGUUCCAGAACCGGCGGAUGAAGUGGCGGCACUCCAAGGAAGCUCAGGCCCAGAAAGACAAGGAGCCGCCGCCGGAGCCGGAGCCGGCGGCUCAGCGAGCCGGCGCACCGGCCGCCGCCCCCGGGGAGCCCGAGCGCAGCCCCAGCCGCUCCGACGGCGACAGCGACAGCAGCGACGCUGAGUCCCUCGAUAUGGCCCCCAGCGACACGGAACGGACUGAGGGCGCCGAGCGGAGCCUGCCAGCCGCCGGGCUGGGCAAGUCGUCCGGCAGCACCGGCCUGCCUUCCCCGCCUCCUGCCGCCGCCAGCCCCGAGCCGCGGAGCGGUCUAUAGUCGGGGCGGCCCGGGACCUGUGCGCUAAUUUAUCUCCCUUCCCCCGCCCUGGGAGCGCGGCAGGGCCGGCCCAGAACCGGCCCCGGCCCCGGCCCCGGCCCCGGCCCCGGCCCCGGCCCCGGCCCCGGCCCCGGCCCCGGCCCCGGCCCCGGCCCCAGCACCAGCCCGCUCCCGCCUGUGGCCAGCGCCCGGCCCGGCCCGGGACGAGGGGCGAGGAUGCAGGCCGAGAGGGGAGCCCCAGCCCCGGGGCGGCAGAGCGUGAGGCGGCCGCCUUUCCCUCAGAUCUGCUCGCAGAAAACCGGGGGAUUUUUCUUUUUUUUUUUUUUUCCUUUUUCCCCCUUAAAAAAAAUUUUAAUUCUCCGUUUCCCGCCCCUCGUUCUCUCCAAGGAAAAUCCGAGCGAGGGACUGCGAGAACGCUCUCAGAAAUACCCACCUUUCCCGCCACCCCCCCCCCCCCACCAAUUUACAAUGUGAAGUAUUUUGCCAACGUCCUCAUUGGUUGCAACUUGUUGCUUCGAAUAAUCCGGCCAAGAAAUACUGCACUGACAAAAUAUAUAAAUAUAUAUAUAUAUAUAUAUAACUCCUGUAAAUAAAAAGUUUGCUAUGGUUUGUA